This is a messenger RNA of Soboliphyme baturini, 569 nucleotides long. The record is from the annotation of a GenBank genome assembly. Lineage: Eukaryota; Metazoa; Nematoda; Enoplea; Dioctophymatida; Soboliphymatidae.
AUGGCUGGUAUCAAAUGUUCAGGCCGUGUGUUUUCCAGCGGCUUAGCGGCGACCAUGACCGUGUGUAGUCUGUUGAACAUCGGCGACUCAGUGAUCAGCUGCAACGACGUGUACGGCGGAACGAAUCGUUUCCUGAAGCGCAUCGCCAUCAAAUACGGCAUCAAGCAUUCGAUGGUGAACAUGACGCUUGAGAGCAUCGAAAAGCACAUGACCGAUGAUGUUAAGCUGGUAUGGAUCGAGACUCCGUCAAACCCGAUACUGCAGAUCAUUGACAUUCGGGUGGUGUGCGAUGCUGUAAAGAAAUACCCGGGUGUCCUGGUGGCAGUCGACAACACAUUUAUGUCGCCGUACUUUCAGCGCCCGCUUGAACUUGGCGCCGACGUGGUCGUCCAUUCUGUGACCAAAUACAUUAACGGACACAGCGAUGUCAUAAUGGGAUGCGUCAUGACGAAUAACCCCGAAAUCGCCGAACAUCUUACCUUCCAUCAGCUCGGUACGUAUCGUGACAUGUUGUCAUUUCUUAUCCUAAGUAAAGUUUCGCUAAAAGCUAUAUUAGGAUUGAGGUAAGU